CGGCCCGAGGGGCGUGGAGCCGGCGACGCUCUCCUAUGAGUCGGCGGGGAAGCGGUGGUUGCAUCAGUUGCCAGAGGAGCCAGCAUGAAGCUGCACCUGAGCGAGGGCAGCCCCGCCGGGCUGAAGGGGUUGGCCGCCGCCAAAGCCACCGGGGUCCCGGUGGAGCUCCAGUGGGUCUCCCACGAGGCUCAUGUGGUCCCAUUCCUCACCCACCCACAGUCGCUUGUUCUUCAGUUGGAAGAUGGGACUUUCCUAUUCUCCACAAAUACAAUUUGCCAGUAUUUUUUCCGCUUAUCUGGAAAAGAAAUUAGUGACUUUGGCCAGGAACAAAGUGAUUUUAUCAAUCAGUUGUUUGAGUGGGAAGCAACUGAGCUGGAGCCUGCUUUGUCUGCAGCCUUGUAUCUUCUUCUGGUGCAAGAAAAGAAGGGAGAAGAGAUUCUUGGGAUCAUCAAAAAGCCAUUGAACUACAUUGAGCAGACCCUUACCAAAAAGAGCACUCCGUACCUCACUGGGGAGACCGAGUCAGCUGCUGAUAUUGUCCUGUGGGGAUCCCUCUUCCCCCUAUUAAAGGAUGAAUCCUUCUUGCCAGAUGAGUUACAAGCCCUGAGGAAAUGGUUCCAGACCAUGAGCUUGAAGGAAUACUGCAAGAAGGCAGUUGAAGCUAUAUGGACACCCAAAGGAUUGCUGGCACUUAAAGUGUAUCUGCAGAAACGUCCUGCUCCUAACCUGACUUUUGAGAAGCCAGCUACCAAUGAGCCAAAGGAAGAAGAAUCAGCUCAGCGCCACCUGUCUGAAGAAGAGAUUGCAGUCAUUGCAGAAGUUUGGAGCAGAGGGUCAGCUAGCUUACCCAAACCUUGGAAGCCACAGCAUCCUAUUUUGCCCAGGGAAGGUAUGAAGAAUGUUCUGAUAACUAGUGCGUUGCCCUACGUCAAUAAUGUGCCACAUCUUGGGAACAUCAUUGGCUGUGUCCUCAGUGCUGAUACCUUUGCCAGGUACUGCCGCCUGCGCAACUGGAACACAUUGUACUUGUGUGGUACAGAUGAGUACGGCACCGCUACAGAGACAAAAGCUAUGGAGGAAGGACUGACACCACAACAGAUCUGUGAUAAGUACUACACUGUCCAUGACCAGAUUUACAAGUGGUUCAAUAUAUCUUUUGACUUCUUUGGCCGUACCACCACAACCCAACAGACGACCAUUGCCCAGGACAUCUUCCAUUGCCUUCUGGAGCGCAACUACUUGCUGACUGAGACAGUAGAUCAGUUGAAAUGUGAGAAAUGUGAGCGUUUCCUGGCUGAUCGCUUUGUGGAAGGCACCUGCCCCUUCUGCAAUUAUGAAGAGGCCCGUGGGGACCAGUGUGACAAAUGUGGCAAACUGAUCAAUGCUACUGAACUCAAGAAACCUGUGUGUAAAGUCUGUCAAGGGACUCCUGUGGUGAGAUCUUCCCAGCACCUCUUCCUGGACUUGCCCAAGCUGGAAGAGAGCCUGGAGAAGUGGCUGGCCCUGUCCCAGUCUACUGGGGACUGGACCCCCAAUGCAAGAUACAUCACCCGCUCUUGGAUCCGUGAUGGCCUCAAGCCCCGCUGCAUCACCCGUGAUCUGAAGUGGGGCACACCAGUGCCCUUGGAUGGUUUCCGUGAUAAGGUUUUCUAUGUCUGGUUUGAUGCACCCAUUGGCUACCUGUCUAUUGCAGCCAAUUACACUGACCAAUGGGAGAAAUGGUGGAAGAAUCCAGAGCAGGUUCAGCUUUAUAACUUCAUGGCAAAAGACAACGUUCCCUUCCACAGUGUUGUGUUUCCCUGCACAUUGUUGGGUACUGGUGACAAAUACACUCUGGUCAAUCAUCUUAUUGCAACAGAAUAUCUGAACUACGAAGAUGGCAAAUUCUCCAAAAGCCGUGGGGUGGGCGUUUUUGGAGACAUGGCCAAGGACACUGGGAUUCCAUCAGACAUUUGGCGCUUCUACUUGCUCUACCUGCGCCCAGAGAGCCAGGACAGCGCCUUCUCCUGGACUGAUCUCAUGACCAAAAACAACUCAGAAUUGCUCAACACGCUGGGAAAUUUUAUCAACAGAGCCGGGUCCUUUGUGUGCAAAUUCUUUGGGGGUCACGUUCCCGCCAUGGAGCUAAACCAGGAUGACAAGCGGUUGCUGGCUCACAUCACCCUGGAGCUGCGUCAGUACAACCACUUGUUGGAGAAGGUCAAGAUCCGUGAGGCACUGCGCAGCAUCCUGAAUAUGGCUCGCCAUGGCAACCAUUACCUCCAGGUCAACGAGCCUUGGAAACACAUCAAGGGCAGCGAGGCAGACAAGAAGCGGGCAGGCACUGUGAUCGGGGUGGCAGUCAAUAUUGCCUCCCUGCUGUCUGUCGUCUUGCAACCCUACAUGCCUAACGUGAGUGCGACUAUCCAACAACAGUUGUGCAUUCCUGCCCACUGCAACGUUGUGAGCAAUGAUUUUGUCUGCACUUUGCCCGCCGGACAUCAGAUCGGCACGGUAACCCCCCUGUUCCAGAAACUGGAAGCAGAACAGAUUGAAAACCUGCGGAAGCGCUUUGGUGGUGGCCAGCUUGAAGACUUCCCACUGAAGCCCAAGCAAAAAGCAGCUGCAAAUGGUGACUCAACACUGGGAUCAAAAGAACUUCAGGACGAAGUAGCCAAACAGGAUAAUUACGUGCAGCAGUUGAAAGCCCAGAAGGCUGAGAAGCAGCAGAUAGACGCAGCAGUUUCAAAGCUGGGGGAACUCCAGAAACAGCUCAGCUUGGCUGGGGGCAAGGAGAAAAAGAAAAAGUGACAGCUUCUCUACCAUAGACUUAGGCCUGUCUGGUUUUGUGGCAAUGCUUGCCCUGUCCUGCAGAGAUUGGGGAAGUUCACAUUCUCCUAUUUUGCUCUACUCUACUGUUUUGAUGUAAUCCAAUUUAAUCAGAUUUAUUUUCUAAUUAUGAAUAAUACAGAUCUUUAACAGUUACAUUAAA
Anolis sagrei ordinatus is the source of this 2971-nucleotide messenger RNA. RefSeq names its product methionyl-tRNA synthetase 1 (gene MARS1). The record is from RefSeq and is a predicted model, not a curated record. NCBI's taxonomy places the organism in Eukaryota, Metazoa, Chordata, Lepidosauria, Squamata, Anolidae. Gene Ontology annotation, biological process: methionyl-tRNA aminoacylation. Gene Ontology annotation, molecular function: methionine-tRNA ligase activity; ATP binding. Gene Ontology annotation, cellular component: aminoacyl-tRNA synthetase multienzyme complex; cytosol.